AUGGCAGGAGGGUCGCGAAGCCGACUUGGUUGCUGGACUUGUCGGUUGCGGAGGAAGAAGUGUGAUGAGCUCAGGCCAGUGUGUGCGACUUGUGAAGGUCUAGGCAUCGCAUGCCAUGGCUAUGGAUUGAGACCUGAGUGGAUGGACGGCGGUGAGAAAGAAAAGGCAGCUACAGCAGAAACCCGACGUCAAAUUAAGAAUGCAGCAAGACGAGAACCUCCACCAGCUCCUGCGCGGGAUCGACCGGAUCGAAGCAAUUCUAAUGCACUGUCUCCACACCAUUUUCCAAUACCAGACGACAACGCGCAGCUUGAGGAAGAGUUUGCAAAUGUAGUCUUACGGGAACACUCGCAAGCCGGUGUCACAUUAACACCUGGAAAUACUCCCACUGGUCCAGCUUUGAAGACUGGGUUCCGUCCCGGGCCUGCUAUUUCAUUUGCUACCUUGUCUAGAAACGAGAACUUCAACGGCUUCGAAGGAGCAACCACUAGCUUGGGAACCCCACGACCUGUCGAUUAUAGCUUGCCGCAAGCGCUAAAAGGACGCGAAGCCUCGCUGCUUAUGUAUUAUUUAGACUACGUCUUCCCUAUCCAAUUCAGGAUGUACAAUCCAACCGCCGCGGAAGGAGGAAGGGGAUGGCUUUUAUCCCUCCUCCUCCGGACCCCUCCCAUGUACCACAUGACCCUAGCAAUGAGUGCUCAUUGUUAUGAAAUGAUUGAAGUGCCGAACGGAGCCAAGGAGCGAAAACAGGCUAGCUUGGCACAACUUGGAUCAGCACUGCAGAACCUACAGCAAUACAUCCGAGUCUACAGUCAACAAAAGGAUACUCGAAGUUUGGAGGAUAGUAUGAAAGUCCUCGGAUGCAUUCUUCAAAUGAUCGCCUUUAUUGGGUUUGCUGGAGGCGUUGAAAACUGGCAGAUCCACAUGAAGGGAGCCACAGACGUUGUUUCAGGGCUCGUAAACGUUCUCAUCUCACCAAUACCAUUUCCAGAACCCGAUCCUUCUCCACAAUCUUCCAUAUCCCCACAUGACUCAGAGGGUUCUUUGCUCUUCAAUGAGGAUGAGGUAUUACUUAAGUUCUUAAUGGCGGUCUUCACAUGGAUAGACAUCGCCAGCGCUGUCUCCCUAGGCUCAAGUCCUUUUCUUGCAGAACAUCAUGAGCGUUUGCUUGGUGGCGACGAUCCUCCUCUUCGUCUGGAUAAAAUUGGAGGCAUCCAAAACUGGGCCUUGAUCUCCAUCGGAAAGAUUGCUUCUCUGGAUUCGUGGAAAAGGACCUCACAAUCAAAUGGAACACUGAGCAUCAUCGAGCUUGCCAAAAGGGCAACCCUGUUAGAAAGUGAGCUGGAACAGGCCUUUGACAAGUUCACGAAGGAUCGCAAACAUCCCAUAAUUCGUGAUAGGCCAGCCUUGCCAUACCUAACGCCGCUUUCAGAACACGCAGACUAUGUUACUGAGCUUUACGGGCGUGCAGCUUUGACUUAUCUUCAUGUGGUGGUCUCUGGCCCAUGCCCAGAACUGCCCGAGAUUCGAGAGAACGUUUGCAAGACGAUGGAGUUGCUCAAAAGACUUCCAAAUCCGCUUUUGCCACGUUCAGCAUUUUGGCCCAUAUUAAUCACGGCGUCGUUAGCUUUGGAGGAGGACGAGCACACAAUGAUCAGGAACAUGAUUUCUGGAGCCGGCGUCAGCGAAACGUCCGUUGGUUUAGGGUGGAACGUGCUUAAAUUCUUGGAAGAGUGCUGGAAGAGGCGGCGCUUGAACAAUCCUGUCCCUUCUCUCGGAGAUGGGUAUUGGGGGGACGUAAUGACAAGUCUCCACUUCAAGCUCAUGUUGAUGUGA
Hyaloscypha bicolor E is the source of this 1836-nucleotide messenger RNA. RefSeq lists its product as uncharacterized. Gene Ontology annotation, molecular function: zinc ion binding; DNA-binding transcription factor activity, RNA polymerase II-specific; transcription cis-regulatory region binding. Gene Ontology annotation, biological process: positive regulation of transcription by RNA polymerase II. Lineage: Eukaryota; Fungi; Ascomycota; Leotiomycetes; Helotiales; Hyaloscyphaceae. The transcript has 2 exons. Gene Ontology annotation, cellular component: nucleus. Bases 1 to 1836 code for a protein of 611 amino acids. The record is from RefSeq and is a predicted model, not a curated record.